AUGGGCUGCAGUGAGCCUGACACGCGCAGUGCCGCGCGUGACACAGGCCGCAACGGGAGCGGGGGCCCCACACAGCUGGUCCGCUCGGCACUGAGGACCCAGAGGAGGCCCGGGCCGAGUGGGCUUUGGAGUCUGGCCGUUUGCGUGGGGGGAAGUUGCUGUAGGCUGUUGCGUUGGCUCCGGCUGUCCAUCGGCGCGAACGGGUCUGCCGACGUGCAUCUCCUCCCCCUGAGCCGCCCACCCCGCUGGGGCACCCCAGCCCUGGCUGAGCUCCCCGUGAGGCUGGGCAGCUUCCCACCCACUGAGUCCGGGCCAGGAAGAGCCCAGCUGCACAGGGCAGCUGAGCCACGAGCCGCAGCUGCCGAGACCGCGCUCUCAGAACCCGGGAGGCGCAAGCGCCGGGCCCCACCCUGGAGCCUGCGCUCCACAACGAGAGGUCACCGGAGCGAGACGCCCACACUCUGCACCUAG
Rangifer tarandus platyrhynchus (Svalbard reindeer) is the source of this 471-nucleotide messenger RNA. The record is from the annotation of a GenBank genome assembly. Lineage: Eukaryota; Metazoa; Chordata; Mammalia; Artiodactyla; Cervidae.